AUGGCGAGUGUACCUUCCUCCGCCACUGUGUUAGUCUCCUAUCUACAAGCUCAAGUUAAUGAUAUUGUUCGUAUUAUGCGAGAAACUAUCAAGGAAGUAUCAGAACGAGGAGAAAAUCUAGAUUCAUUACAAGGCAAGACUGAUGAUCUUGCUGUACAUUCUAACGGCUUUCGUCGGGAUGCUAAUAAAGUGAACAAGCGGACGUGCUCCAAGCAUGUCAAAAGUCGUAUGUAUUUAAUUAGCUGUGUUAUCUUUUUAUUAGUUGUUCUACUCAUUAUACCUGUGGUAACAUUGGCAUUGAACCGUCAUAGCUAA
Molecule: messenger RNA, 315 nt
Organism: Mollisia scopiformis
Lineage: Eukaryota; Fungi; Ascomycota; Leotiomycetes; Helotiales; Mollisiaceae
Product: synaptobrevin
Exons: 1
Coding region: 1-315 (104 amino acids)
Biological process (GO): vesicle-mediated transport; vesicle fusion
Cellular component (GO): plasma membrane; SNARE complex
Molecular function (GO): syntaxin binding; SNAP receptor activity
Source: RefSeq, a predicted model, not a curated record